Amoebophrya sp. A120 is the source of this 4043-nucleotide messenger RNA. The record is from the annotation of a GenBank genome assembly. Lineage: Eukaryota; Dinophyceae; Syndiniales; Amoebophryaceae.
UUAUCUAGUGGCAGUGCCAAAGGCGGCAUUGCGUCUGUGGGCGGCCCAGCCGCUGCCGUGGCUCCGGGCCCGGGAGGGACUGUGCAGACCAUCGCUUCUCCAGUUGAGGGUGCCGCCGGCGGGGCAGCCGCGGGAACGGGAAGCGGAGGUGGGUUUAACAGGACAAUUCACGAGACGCCCGCGCAGGCUCCGCGAAGGACGACAUUGGAUUCCGGGUUUUUCGUCCCGAAAGCCACACCCAUCCAGCGCAAUCCGCAGGCCACACCGCCGGAGCAGCCAGGUGGCAACGUUCGUUCGCGAGCUGCAGGCAGCUGGAAUCCUUUUUUGUUCGGAGGACCGUCGAGCCAACUACCACAGCCACUGGGAUUAUUCUCCGCCACGGGCGGCGGUACUACGGGAGGGGCCAUACCGAAUGCUAUGCCAGGAGCAACUGCUGGCGCCGCUGCGAUUAUUUCGCACAGUCAAGGCAGUGGAGCUGCAGCUGCGGGCGAAACGGCAGCUGCCCCAGGGAUGAAUCUUGUAUCGGUGAACCAAAACCUAAACCAGCCACAGCCUGCAGAACAAGGAGGUACAAAUGCAGAAGCCGGAGGCACAAACAAUGUCAACCCUCCUGCUGGAGACGAGGCACCUCCUGCUGUGCCCCCGCCUAUGAUGGGCGUGUAUACCGCUCCGUCCGCUCCCCCCCUGACCGGCAGUGGUACGGGAUUCAGCGUCGCGAGCAGCGGAGGUGGUGGCCCCAACUCCAGCGCGGGGCCGUUGCCGUUGACGCCCACAGCUUCUGCCGGAAAGCUGUUCGGGGUGCACGAACUGUUGCCGGAUCAGCUCCACCACGAAGGUUCAGACGAGGACGACAGCUGCAGCUUCGGGCUGCCUAUGUCGGUCCGGACGCCCGCAUCCAUGACCGGGGGCGAAUUGCGCGGCCUCCGGAAGAGCAGGGUGCCUGGCGAGACGCUCGCCGGGAACAGAAAUAUGCUCAUGUCCUCCGGGAGAGGCACUAGCAACGUGCACGCGACAAAUGGGAGCGGCGGAGCAGCGCAGGAGAUGCCUUUGUUCUCAUCUGCCGGAGCAGUAAGAGCCGCGAACAAGGGUGGAAACGACAGUGGGGGAAGAUCUGGUCGAAAAAAUGAAAUGAUAAACCAAAACAGAGAGAAUCCAUUUCUGCAUGCAGCAAAUGCAGGAUCCGGAGAUUUGAUUCUAGCUCCCGCCCAUGUUGAAGAUGCCAACGCGAUACCUGGAACCAGCGGUGGCGGCGGUUCCUCUUCUUCUGCCUCGAGCGGCAUUUCACAAAGUUCCCUUCGCCGCGUACGAAGACGGGUUCAAGCGGCUUUCCGUGCGCAUUUGUUCCCAACCGCGAUUUUUCUAGCGGACAAAGUCUUCUCGCUGUCGCAGGAAAAAGACGUACUGAUUGAUGAUGUUGCUGUGGUUUUUGUGCUGUCAGUAGAGCUGAGUCAACAUGUGACUGCUCUAAUUUCGCUGUAAGAUACUCCGCAUGUGAAGAAAAAACUCAUUUUCACAACAGGAUUUGUUCACGCUUGCAGAGUGCCUUUUCCAGAACAAGGAGUUUGCCAGGGUGAUCUUUUUGCUGACGCACCGCCAUCCGGACGCCGCGAAGUCACAAGACCGGCUUCGGUAAAAUGCAGUUGCUGCUGACGAUUACAAAUGCACAAUUUUAAGUAGGCUUGUGGCGUCCACCACCACCUCCAGCAGCGUGUUGAGUAGAUUCAGCGGCAAGUAGUUGAAAUGAUGAUCCUCAUAAAAAUGAAUUCGCACUCACAAACUACCAGGCUCCUCGUCGUUCAGAGCUACCUGGAGGCCGGCGAGUUCGAGGAAGCCCUUCGCUAUCUCGACGAACAUUGCCUGCCUUCCGGCAUCGGCAUCGAACAAUUCGAGCGUGGCGACAACCGGGCGGUUUUUGCGUACCUGAAGGGGCGCGUCUUCGAGCACUUUGAGAACCGGGAAAGCGCGGUGAACUGCUACAAGCUCGCGGUCCAGUAUGAUCCGUUUCUUUACGAAGCGAGCUCACGGUUGCUGGGCACCGGGCUGCUUUCCAGCACGGAAGAGGAGCGGUUUUUAAACAAACUGCAGCUAGAACCGGAAGAUGAGUGGAUGCGGGUCAUUUACCGUGCGAAAAGCAGCUCGUCGAGCGUGUCCUACUGUGUGCCACUGCAUGAACAACAACACGGUGGGACAAGCAAUUCCGAUUGCGAGGGCAACAAUUCUUCGCUGUCCACGUUCAGCAAGCAGAGCACUUUCACGGCCGAGCACAUUCUGAAGCGCAAACCCGGUAUCGCACAGCGCCGAAGACGCGGUCCGCGGCAAAAGCGGCAGCGCUUGUCGCUGCAACCGCUGGAGGACUGCAAGAAGGAGGAGCCACUCGUUGGUUUACCAGAGCGACUGCACACGAACGCAUACGUGCUCGGAACCGUCGCAGAAAAGUACUUCCAGCAGGUAAGUCGAUAUUAUGCAAAGUAUAGUAAGUAUUUAAUCGUAAUGCUGUAUCUCUAUCUGCUCUACAUAAGCAUUAGCAUAGCGAAAAAACCUUCUAGGUGGCCUUCUUGGUGCUUUCGAUCUGUGAGUGACAUAGUGCAAAAAUUUUGUUUAACUCGCACUGCCACUGCAGUGUCUCAUCUACUUCCUUUCCCAUUUCCGCAUCUAGGGCGACUACACCUCGAGUUACGUGGUUUCGAAGUCUAUUCUCGAACGGGACCCGUACGAGCUGGAAGUGCUUCCCUGUCACAUCGCCUCCCUGCUGAUGACGGAGAACAAGACGUUGGUUUUCUACAUCGCGCACCAGUUAAUCAAUGCCUACCCGCAAUACGCGGUCGCCUGGUUCGCCGCCGGCUGCUACUACUACCUCUCGAAACGCUACGACGCAGCCCGGAAAUUCUUUGGCAAAGCCACACUGCUGGACCACAAUUUUACGCCGGCGUGGAUCGCGUAUAGCAAAAUCAAAUAUUUGCAACUUUUUUCAAUACAACUAGAACUAGCCACGUUUCAGAAGUAGUUAUUUCUUGCAGAGGAUAACCUGAAACGAUGAGCCGCGUACUAGCGCGUCAUUCGCUCGUAGCGACGAUGACGCAACGUAGUGGGUCGUGGGAUCCAGUCGUGAUUUAUUGUUUGAAUCAAACUAGGUACGGCCAUUCCUUUUCCCUGCAGGAAGAAAGCGACCAGGCGCUUGCGGCGUACCGCACGGCCUCGAGACUUUUUCCCGGAUCGCACGUUCCUUGGUUGUACUUGGGGAUGGAAUACCUCCGGUCCUCCAACUUCAUUCUAGCGCAGCAGGCGCUGCACAUGGGCCUCACCAUAGCGCCGAAAGAUCCAAAUCUGCUGAACGAGAUGGCUGUCUGUGCCUUCGAGCGGCACGAAUACACGUACAUAGGAAACAGAAGUGUUUUUUUCGUCUAGUCAUAUAGUAGAAUGAGCAAAUAAAGCGAACCCAUGCACUAGUAUCUAUGCAAGGCGCGUCGCAAGAACUCGAAAGAUUCAGAUUGACUUUUUGAACUACAGUCUCAAAGCCAUUGACGUCGUACUGUAUCACAGCCACGCCGUUGCUUUUCUGGAGCGUGUGCAGGAGCUUGGCGGCGUCGCGCAGGACGGCAGUCUCGACGCAUUUUUGGAAAACCUGGCGCACGCGUACCUGAAGUGCCAGGAAUACGAAAAAGCGUUGGAUUUCUUCCACCAAGCCUUGGCGGCCUCGAACCAGGGCUCCGCGUCGGCGCACUGUGGCGUCGGGUUCGUCCGGCACAUCAACCGCGAACUGCACGCGGCGGUGGAAUCUUACCACCGGGCGCUGGCUCUACAGCCUGACGAUCCCUUUGCGCAAGAGAUGUUGGGCUACGCGAUUCAGGAAUGCGUGGCCGAGCCGGACAACGACGCGUUGCUACUGCUGUAGAAGUAGAGUCGCAAUUGUUCAACCUUUACUUUUUGCAGCACUUCGUUCUUGCGGCUACUGCAUAUGCAUUCGCAGUGUACAAACACAUAAAAGCAAAAAGAUGAAGGCCAACAAAUCAUUCAUUGAGACGAGCGAUUCAUUUACAGACGCC